CCCAUCUAAACUCGCAGUGUGGUGGUUGUGUGCGAGGCAGAGACGAGGAAAGAUGGCGACGCAGGAGAGCCAGGAGGCGAAAGACGCCGUCAGCAUUUGCGAGGUGAGCAGUAACAGUAAUGGAAGUGCUACAUCUACAAACAGCCAGACACUGCAGACAGCUGGAGAUGCACAGGACCCACAACAACAACAACCACCGCAACAACCACCGCCACCCAAUGCCUGGCAGGUCAUUAAAGGUGUCCUUUUCAGAAUUUUUAUAAUCUGGGCUAUCAGUAGCUGGUUCCGUCGAGGGCCUUCCACUCCCGACCCCAGUACACCUGCCGGGGCACCCAGAGUUCCCAGCAGGAACCUCUUUCCAAAGGAAACCCUCAUGGACCUGUACGUGUACAUCUCCCAGGAAGAGGUGUUCACAGACUUCAACAACACAGAAGCUCUCUUCUGGUUCAACCGAGAUGUGGUUUAUGGAGACUGGAGUACAGGGGAGGAAGGGGAUGGCUGCUAUGAGCAGUACAAGGAGAUUGAUAUCCCAGAGGUGGUGCAGCAGAACGGCUCCCUCUUCAUACACGUCUACUUCACUAAAAGUGGAUUGCACCCGGACCCUAAGCGCAAAGGGCAGUAUCGCAGACUGUCAACAGUUUAUACAACACGAAUGUUGAACAAAUUCAAGCGCAGGAAGUUUAUGAAGACCAAGAAUCUGCUCACAGGAGAAACCGAGGCAGAUCCAGAGAUGAUCAAGCGGGCAGAGAGCCAUGGUCCAGUGGAGAUCAUCUCCCACUGGCAUCCCAACCUCACCAUCAACAUGGUGGAUGAUCACACAGCCUGGGUCAAAGGCUCUGUGCCACCUCCGCUAGACCAGCAUGUUAAGUUUGAUGCGGUAAGUGGCGACUACUACCCUAUUGUCUAUUUCAAUGACUACUGGAACCUUCAGAAGGACUACUAUCCCAUCAACGAGACCUUGACCAAACUGCCGCUGCGUCUCAGCUACUGCCCACUGUCCUUGUGGCGCUGGCAGCUAUACGCUGCGCAGAAUGCUCGCUCAAUGUGGAACUUCCUGCCCGAGGACACCUAUGAGCAGUCUGACGAGGAUCAGGACUCUGUCAAGGUGGCCUUGCUGGAAACCAACCCCUACCUCUUGGGACUCACCAUUGUCGUCUCCAUCGUGCACAGCAUUUUUGAGUUUCUCGCAUUUAAGAAUGACAUCCAGUUUUGGAACAGCCGACAGUCUUUGGAAGGCCUCUCUGUGCGCUCCAUUAUCUUUGGAGUGUUCCAGUCACUGAUAGUUCUUCUGUACAUUCUUGACAACGAGACCAACUUUGUGGUGCAGGUCAGCGUCUUUAUCGGCCUUCUGAUUGACUUCUGGAAAAUCACAAAGGUGAUGGAUGUAAAAUUUGACAAAGAGAGAAAAAUUGCAGGAGUCAUCCCCAGACUUGUUUUCACAGACAAGUCAACAUAUGUGCAGUCUUCUACCAAAAUCUAUGAUGAUAUGGCCUUCAAGUACUUGUCGUGGCUGCUCUACCCUCUAUUUGGCUGCUAUUCUGUGUACAGUUUAUUGUACGUCGAACACAAAGGCUGGUACUCAUGGGUACUCGGCAUGCUGUACGGCUUCUUGCUAACCUUUGGUUUCAUAACAAUGACGCCGCAGCUAUUCAUCAACUACAAAAUGAAGUCGGUGGCUCACCUCCCGUGGAGGAUGCUCACCUACAAGGCUCUCAACACUUUCAUUGAUGACCUGUUUGCCUUUGUCAUCAAGAUGCCCAUGAUGUACAGGAUAGGAUGCCUCAGAGACGAUGUCGUCUUUUUCAUAUACCUUUAUCAGCGCUGGAUUUAUCGAGUGGACCCCAAUAGGGUCAAUGAAUAUGGCACCAGCGGAGUGGACCAAGUUCAGAACAAGAAGACAGAACCAGCUGAGGCCGCUGAGGCCACUGCAGCCAUCACGGACAAAGCAGAUGGGGAGAAGAAGAACGAUUAAGCCAGACAAAGCCCUGUUCCGCCUCCCUGGCUCUCUGCGCCGGGGCAAAGAGGACUUGUGGUAUUCUGGCAGACGGGGCGGUCAGUCUGUCAUGGAUGCCGCUAAAAAAAGAAAAAAAAAAUGGAGUUUAACUGUCCCCCUCUGGCUCCUAUGCAGAGAAUCAUCUUCAGUGUAGACUUGGUACAUUUUUAUUUCUAUCCCCCGCCCUCUCGUUUUACAGUUCAAGUGAAGUAAAAACAAAACGUGAUGUACUGUGAUCUGUUUGGUUUUCCCAGGGCAACAAUGUCUUGAUUGAAAUAGAGGCUGGCAGGGUUUGAAGGGCUUUGUUUAUUUCAAACACGGAAGAAGGACAUUUGCAACUUUUCUUCUUUGUGUAAAUUCCUUGUGAAUGUUUUUUUCAUUUCAUUCCAUGUGAGCACAUGUAGAUUUGUUGGAGGAAAACUGGAAAAUCCUCUGGAUGAAGCCGAAAGGACAUCAGCCACUACCCUCGAUUUUAAUCAAAUUGGUAAUGUCCUAAACUGGAACAGAAAAAAAGCCGCCCUGUUGGUAUUAAUAUAAAUAUUAAUAUUGUCAA
This is a messenger RNA of Nerophis lumbriciformis (worm pipefish), 2546 nucleotides long. It is a transcript of the gene clptm1, whose product is annotated as CLPTM1 regulator of GABA type A receptor forward trafficking. NCBI's taxonomy places the organism in Eukaryota, Metazoa, Chordata, Actinopteri, Syngnathiformes, Syngnathidae. The record is from RefSeq and is a predicted model, not a curated record. Gene Ontology annotation, cellular component: membrane; endomembrane system.